AAAUAAGGGGAAAGAAAAGAGAAACUCCAUCCAUAUAUAUAUGAAGGGAACCGAUGAAAAAAAAACUUUCACCAAACGAGUAACAGACACUCCUGCUUUAUACACAACCCAUAAAUCAUUCUCGAUCAAACCCCAAAACCCACUCUUGCUUUCUCCUUCUUCUUCUUGAAUUAGUUCUCUUGCAUAGUAGUUUCACAGAAAGAAACUCUCUUUUGCAGAGAAAAGUUUCCAACUUUUAAAAGAGAGCAUAUAUAUAAAGAGAGAGAGAGAGAGAAAGAAAGAAAUGGAGAUGGAGAGUAGAGGUUUGAGUUGUAGAGAGACAGGGAGAAAAGAGUAAAAAGCAUUGUAUAUUCUUUGUCUAAUGGUGGUACAACUGAGGAAGAAGAAGCAGUGGUAUUCAUUGAAGGGUGUUGUUGUUUGUCCGUUUUACCCCUUUGUUUUUGGUCCACCUCACCAACCCAUAUUGCCAUCUUUACCAAAAAUUCUAAUUCUUUACUGGAUUAUACUUCACAGCCAUGAAUAGUUUGCGGAUUUUUGCUCAGAUUUCUCAACUCUUGCUAUUUUUCACUCCAAUUGCCUCUCACAGGGCACAAGCGUUUACUGGAACUUAUGGAAUAAAUUAUGGGAGAAUUGCAGAUAACAUCCCUUCACCGGAUGAAGUUGCUGCUCUACUCAGAGCAGCAAAAAUAAAGAAUGUCAGGAUAUACGAUGCGGAUCACAGUGUUCUCAAGGCCUUUAGUGGUACUGGACUUGAAUUAGUAGUUGGACUUCCAAAUGGAUUACUUAAAGAUAUGAGUGCGAAUGAGGAUCACGCGUUGACCUGGGUUAAAGAAAAUGUGCAGUCUUUCUUACCUGAGACACACAUUGUUGGAAUUGCUGUGGGAAAUGAAGUCUUGGGUGGGGGUGAUUUAGAAUUAUGGGGAGCUCUUUUGGGUGCUGUGAAAAAUAUAUAUAAAGCUGUAAACAACCUUCACUUAGCUGAUGUAGUACAGAUUACCACUGCUCAUUCACAGGCUGUUUUUGCUAAUUCUUACCCUCCUUCUUCAUGUACGUUUAGAGAGAAUGUAGUCCAAUUCAUUAAGCCACUUCUGGAGUUCUUCUCCGAGAUUGGAUCUCCUUUCUGUUUAAAUGCAUACCCAUUUAUUGCCUAUAUGAGUGACCCGGAGAAUAUUGAUAUUAAUUAUGCCCUUUUUCAGUCAACACAGGGGAUUUAUGAUCCAAAAACCGAUCUUCAUUAUGAUAACAUGCUUGAUGCUCAGAUUGAUGCUGCUUAUGCAGCUUUAGAGGAUGCUGGAUUUAAAAAGAUGGAAGUUAUAAUAACAGAGACAGGGUGGGCUUCACAUGGAGAUGAGAAUGAAUCUGGUGCCUCGGCAAUUAAUGCAAGAACAUAUAAUUAUAAUCUGCGAAAAAGACUUGCAAAGAAGAAAGGAACACCUUUCCGACCGAAGAAUGCUGUGAAGGCAUAUAUUUUUGCAAUAUUUAAUGAAAAUUUGAAGCCUGGACCAACAUCUGAGAGAAAUUAUGGACUAUUCAAGGCUGAUGGCACCAUUUCAUAUGACAUUGGGUUUCAUGGACUUGAUUCUUCAUCUGCGGAUUCAUUGUGUUUAUCUUCGAAGGAUAUUCCAGCUCGAAGCUGGUCUCAAUGGCACUCCUUAUUAUUACCAGUUUAUGCUACAGCACUUCUUUUGCUUUUGAGAUAAGAAAAAUUGAGGAUUAGUUUCUGGAAUAUAAGAUAAAAAAAUUCUCUUUCCUUUAAAUUAGGCACCAAACCAGGCUCAAUGUGCUCUUUAAAUGGUACCAUUUCAUAUCUCAUUUCCAAAUUAAAGUACCAAUAGAACAAUAAUUAUUGUAUUUCUUGAAAUAUAUAAGAAAUUGUUGAAUAGGUUUUAUUCAUCUCAGCAAAUGCAUUUCCAUUUUUUUACAAGUACAGUUUUUGACAUUUCUGUUCAUUAUAAAAUAAGGGAUGAUGCUACCAUAUUCUACA
This is a messenger RNA of Humulus lupulus (European hop), 1984 nucleotides long. RefSeq names its product glucan endo-1,3-beta-glucosidase 14-like. The record is from RefSeq and is a predicted model, not a curated record. Gene Ontology annotation, molecular function: hydrolase activity, hydrolyzing O-glycosyl compounds. Gene Ontology annotation, cellular component: plasma membrane. Gene Ontology annotation, biological process: carbohydrate metabolic process. Lineage: Eukaryota; Viridiplantae; Streptophyta; Magnoliopsida; Rosales; Cannabaceae. The coding region runs from base 516 to 1700 and encodes 394 amino acids. The transcript is spliced from 3 exons.